Messenger RNA from Oncorhynchus tshawytscha (Chinook salmon), 2963 nucleotides. RefSeq names its product forkhead box protein J1-B-like. Gene Ontology annotation, biological process: regulation of DNA-templated transcription. Bases 1151 to 2560 code for a protein of 469 amino acids. The record is from RefSeq and is a predicted model, not a curated record. Gene Ontology annotation, molecular function: DNA-binding transcription factor activity; sequence-specific DNA binding. NCBI's taxonomy places the organism in Eukaryota, Metazoa, Chordata, Actinopteri, Salmoniformes, Salmonidae. The transcript is spliced from 3 exons.
GUCGAUUAGAAAGGCCUGCUCGCUGAAGUGUUUCAGGGAGCGUUUGACAGUGUUGAGUGGAGGUCGUUUGACCGCUGACCCAUUACACCCUGAGUUAGAAAGACAGAGUUUGUGAGCCUGUGUCCCAGACUCCCAGGUUCAGAGAAAGAGUGACUGUGAUGGAGUUUUCUACCAUGAUCAUAUUCAUUUUAACGCAAUCAUAGUUUCCCUGUCAGCUGGGUAUACCUACUGAUUAAAUAAUGGGUAUAGCAAAUACGAGAACCUAACAUCGACAAUAACCAGUAGAUGUCGCUAAUAAAUCAUGUCAAAACCAGAAUUACCCAAUUUCAUCACAGAGCCAGUAUGUUCGCAAUGUCUACUACACACAAUCUCAUUAACUGUAACAUUUAUGUAUUCAAUGUCUAUAAAACGAGGAAUUAAUCAAAAGUAAAUUCAAAUAUCGACCAUGUGUACGUAAAGUCACAUCACAGUUGUAAAACAUUUAACUCCAAAGGGGGCUGUUUUACAAUUAACUAAGGAUGUAUUCAUUAUCUGCAAUUAUUCAGGAUAGCGUUUAAAUAAUAUGUAUCAUUAACUGUCCAAUAGCCUACAGAAGAGCCUUAGUAACAAAACGGCACUUUCGUUUUUAAAUCAAAACUCAUCCUUCUUACAAUUCAUAAAUGCACAACGUAUUCAAUGACAGUCAGAAGCCAAUUUAUUUCUGAUUAAUUAGGUAAAAAAUAUUACGUAGAAUAUUAAGUGCAAUUACAUUCUGUUUUCACUGAUUUAAUAACACGUUUUUUCUAUAUAUGCACUCAUACAGUGAGCCGUAGAAACAAAGGUGAAACCUGUAAAUCACGGAGCCAAUCAGCGACCUGCAAUUUGUUUAGGGCUAUUAAAACUCAAGGCGGUCUUUUCUGUCUUUCCCUCAGUAUGUUCGGAUCUGUCUCUCCGCCGUUAUGGGAUUAUUAUCACACAUCGACAGGAUCUGAAUGAAGGCUACUUUUGCAAAUGAAGUCUUGGGUUUACAUGUUUAGAUAGCAGUACCUCACAAAGCCAUCUGUACAGACAUCGCAAUAACGUGUAAGAGGUUUGGGUACCAUAUGAGAACAGUGGAGCUGAUCACUCAAGUUGUACUGCGGAGUACACCAAGACCAAGGGACACUUUACAAUGCCAGUACUACCAAGUCAGGAGAUUGCCACCAGAUUCAAGGAGAAAUGGAUGAAGCUUCACCCAGAAGACCAAGACAAUGAGAAUGGUUCAGUGCACCUGGAUGACAGUCUCACCAGCCUUCAAUGGCUCCAGGACUUCACCAUAGUCAGUGCGAGUCUAGAAAGCAUACCGGGCUCCACUUGCCAGCCGUACCAGCUGCCUCAGCCCAGCCACCUGCACCCUCAGGGCUCCGACUCCCCCUCCAGUCCACCUGCUGGGGACACUGCAGCCUCCGGCAUGCCUCAGAGUGUAGGCAGCCCCAUCACCUCCAGUGCCUCAGCCAACAGGACUAGUUACUACUCACUUCACCCGACAGUGACCAACCACCACCAGAUCACUGUGCCAGCCAAGUCCCUGGAGGAGGUAGACUUCAAGACCAACCACGAGGUGAAGCCUCCCUACUCCUACGCCACACUGAUCUGCAGAGCCAUGCAGGCUGGCAAGAAGAACAAGAUCACACUGUCUGCUAUCUAUAACUGGAUCACAGAGAACUUCUGCUACUACAGACACGCUGAGACCAGCUGGCAGAACUCUAUCCGUCAUAACCUGUCACUCAACAAGUGCUUCAUGAAGGUUCCCAGGCAGAAGAAUGAACCAGGAAAAGGGGGAUUCUGGCAGAUUGACCCUCAGUACACGGACAUGUUUGUCAAUGGAGUCUUCAAGCGCAGGCGGAUGUCAGCCAUCCAUUUCAACACCCAGAGACACAGCAAAACCCAAGGAUCAUCCCGUAACCGGAAAACCCAGGAGUACCACCAGCAUUUUCAACAGGCCCACUACACAGUGUCCCACAGAGGAGCAGGUGCUGGGAACAGAUGCAAACUUAGUGGCACAAAGUGGGAGACAGUCCAUAAGUCACCACUGUUGACACCGGAUCUCAUGGAACCAGAGGCACUGAAGGGUGAACUAGACUGGGCCAUGGUGUUUGACGAUGUUCUGAAUGGGAGCAGCAAUAACUUUGAGGAUCUAGACAUUAACUUAGCUCUGAACUCCCUGGGGUGUAAGGUGGAGCUCUCCCAGCAGGAUCAAGGCCGGGCCUGGCACCUGGGGAGGUGGUGCAGCGGAGGGGCUGACCGGGACCACCAGCAGGCCUGCAGGUACAUGGAGGUGACCACCAUGGGCUGCUACAGCAUGGAGGAGAUCCAGCAGCACCUCAACCUGACUGGGCUGCAGCAGCCGCUCCCUUUGACGGUCCACCCACAGCACUUUGAGGAGCUGACACUGUUCCCUGAUGAGCAGCAGAGGCACCCCUGGGAGGAGCUGAAAGAGGAGGUGCAGGCAGUGCCUAUCACCCUGGACCAUAGUCUCAGCUUCUGUGAAGGCUUCUUCACUGAGAUGCAGCCAUGGGGGACAGCAGAGUCUUAUAUGUGACCCUCACCCUCACCCAACACCAGCCCCAAUACUGAAAAAGCAGUCCAGCAGGAGGCCAGACGACCUAUAGACUACUGUUUUGCUACAUUAGCAUCAUGGAUUCAUUCAGAGAAACAUACGUUAAUUGAUUUUUUUCUUUAAAAAAAAAAAUCUGAGUCACAUUUACUGUGUUUUUUAUGUUCAUUUUCUAUUUGCUUUUUAAUUGUUUGCAUCUAUGACAUAAACAUGCUCUUUUUAACGUAGCAUUGAAUAUCUGUUAUAGAACUAAAUAAAUCUAUCCUAAUUAGCAACCACUUAAUUCCAAAAAUCUAUACACUAAAAUCUAUACACCGGUCAAAAGUUUUAGAACACCUAGUCAUUCAAAGGUGUUUCUUUAUUUUUUUACUAUUUUCUACACUGUAGA